This is a messenger RNA of Plasmodium gallinaceum, 2961 nucleotides long. Its product is annotated as conserved Plasmodium protein, unknown function. The transcript has a single exon. Lineage: Eukaryota; Apicomplexa; Aconoidasida; Haemosporida; Plasmodiidae. Bases 1 to 2961 code for a protein of 986 amino acids. The record is from RefSeq and is a predicted model, not a curated record.
AUGAAUAUUUUUUGCUAUUCCAUUUUUUACUUGAUUUUAUUUUAUUUUUUAAUAAACAUUUUACAUACAAAAAAGUUAAAAACAUAUAGUACAAAUAUAUUUCAUUAUGAUAUUAAAAUAAAUAAAUAUAAAAAAUUAUUUAUUUUGAAGAAUGGUAAAUUCUUAAAAAAAAAAAAAUAUAAAAGAAUAUAUUCUGAAAAAAUAAAAGAUAUAAACUCAUUAAUAGGUGCACAUGUAAAAAUUAAUAAUGGGAUGUUUAAAGGUUGUAAUGGUAUAAUACUAGAUUUAAAAAAAACAGAAAAAAGUGAUUAUGAAACUCUAGUUGUAAUAAAUAAAGAAGAAUCUAUAAAAUAUCCUAAAGAAAUUUUAAAUAAGUUAGGGAAAAGUUAUUGGAUGAAUAUUAAAGAUAUUGAAAUUAAGAAAUUGAAAAAUCUAUUUUUUCAUAAUUAUGAUAAUUUUUAUGAUAAAAAAGAAAAAAAAAUUAAUAAUGAAAUUAAAAAUUUUAAUAAUAUUAAAGAAAAUUUUGUUGAUGUAGAUGAAAAUUUUAUAACCAAAAAUUUAAGUGAGUUGAAAUAUGAAAAUUCUUCUGAUGACAUUUUUGAUAUUAAUGAUGAAUAUUCUGAGUUCAAUAAAGAGAGUAUUGAAGAAAAAUAUGAUGAAACUAUAAAUAAAGGUGUUACUGAAGUAAAUAUAAAAAAUUCAAAUAUAAAUUAUGAUGAAAAUGAUUUAUACAAGCUUCAAGAAAAAAAAAAGAAAGAUAAGGAAUAUAAUUAUGAUUCUUAUUCUGAUUUAAUAAGUUUAAAAGAAAAUUAUUUAAAGGAAAAAAAAAAUGUGUGUAAUUCUUUUUGCCAUAAUAUUAUAAAAGAGAUUGAAAAAAAUUAUAUUUAUAAAGAUUUAUUAAAUUUAUAUAAAAAUAAAAGACAUUUAUCAAAUAUUGUUGUAUGCUUUUACAUACUGAAACAGUUUGUCAGAAUUUAUAAUUUUGUAAAAAAUGAAGAUGCUUCAAAAAAUAAUUUUUUAAAUAAAGUUAUUAAUGAUAAUAACUUUGAAAGUAUAUUAAUAGAUAUAAAAUUUUUCUUAGAGAAAAAAAAAAUUUAUAGAGUUAUUGAUAAAACUUGGUUAUUGUGGCUAUUAGUUAAAUUGAACAUUCAUAAUGAAGAAAAAUAUAAAAAAAUUUUUGAAAGUAUUUUAUGCUAUCUUGUUGAAUAUAUUAAUUAUGAUAUUUUAAGAAAAUUGAAUACAAAAAGUUUGAGUGCUUUAAUGUGGAGUUUAGCAAAAUGUUCUUAUAAAAAUUUGAAAAUUUAUAAAAAAAUUUUGUAUUUCAUAAAAAAGUAUAUUACUAUUUUAAGUUGUCAAGAUAUUUCAAAUAUAUAUUAUUCCUUAUCAUUAUUAAAUUAUAAUGAAGAAAAUUUUUAUGAACUAAUUGAAAAUGAAAUAAAUAAAAAUAUUAACAAGUUUACUUUACAAAGUUUGAUAAAUAUGUUUUGGGGUAUGACAAAAUUGAAAAGAAAAAAUUCAACUUUUAAUAUUAUUAAAGAUAAAUUAUUAUUUUAUUCUAGUAAUUUAGAUAUAAGAGAUGUCAGUUUAUUUUUAUGGUGUUUAAAUAAGAAUCAAUAUUACAAAGUAGAUAUAAAUUUUAAAGGUCAAAUAUUCCAGAAUUUAAAUAUAAAACAAGCUAUUCAAUUAUUAAUUUUUUUUAAUUACAAUAAAAAAAAAUAUAUAGAAUACUUAAAAUAUGUUUUGAAUUUUUUAUUUGAGAAUAUUAAUAAUUUAACCAAUCAAGAAAUAUGUUUCUUUAUUUAUUCAUUAUCAAAAUUAAAUUUAUUAAAAAAAAGUUUUUUUAAAAUAAAAAAUAAUAUAUUAAAAAGGGAUCCUAAUACUUUAAAUCUUGCUGAUAUAAAUAUGCUAAUUUUUUCAUUAAAUAAUAGUAACCUUUAUGAUAAAACUAUAAUAAAUUAUUUAUUUAAUUCACUCAAAAAUAUAUUAAAUCAUAAUAUUAAAAGUACUCUAAAUAAUAUACAUAAUAAUGGGAUAAUGAAGGAAAAAAGGGAUUAUAAAAACUUGAAUAACAUAAUAAAAAAUUUAGCUGAAAUGAAAAUAUUUGAUCAGAAUAUUAUUUUAAAAUAUGUAGUAUAUUUUUCAUUGAAUGCAUCAAAUAAUUAUAUAGAUGAACUUAUUGAUUACUUAUUUUAUACAACUUCUUUUUAUUAUCCAAAUGAUAAUAAUAAUAAUUAUAAUGAAAAAGAAAUAAAUGAAAAAUAUUUUAAAUAUGAAGGAAAUAUAAAUUCAGAAGAUACUAAUGUAGAUUUAAUAAUCAAGAAUAAUGAAAUUAAACUAGAAGAAGAAAAAUUUAAAAAGAUUUAUUUAUAUUAUUUAAAUAAAAUUAUUUUAUUUUUACAAGAUAUACUUGAUAAUUUUAACGCGGAAUCAUUUCUUGAAGAAAUAGAAUAUGAUAAUUUUAAAAAUAAGGAUAAUUUCAUAAAAGAUUCAAUGAAAAAAAAUGACACUUUUAAAUUUAAUUACCAUUCGGAAAAAGAUGAAGAUAUUAAAAAAUUAAAUGAGUUAAUUUUAGAUAAAAAAGAUAAUAAGAUAGAUAAUUUAGAAAAUUUAAUUUCAGACAAAGAAUAUUCUUCCUUUAUAAAUGAGAAAGAAGAAAAGAAAAGUAACUCAAAAGUGAUGUGUAAAUCACUUAAUUCAUUAAUACAUUUAUAUUAUUCAUUUUCACUCACAAAUUCUUUUGAUAAAAACAAAAUUGAUUUUUAUUUUGAUAAUUUAUAUUAUGUUGUGAAUAAUAAGAGAAAUGAAAUUACAGCAUAUCAAUGGUUAUUGAUAAAAGAUAUCGUAAAUAUUAUGAAAAUAGAUAAAAAAGAAUGGGUAACACUUUUAGACAAAGUAAACACAUAUGUGAAUAAUAAUGAAGAAGGAAGUGAACAAUUUGAGACAAUAAAUAUAGAUAUUUAA